CAGAUUUCUUUCCGCUGCACGUUUCGCUUCAUCCACACUUUUCUCUCUCGGGUGGAAGAACCGUCAUGUCUCUCGGAAAAGCUGCCCGGGGUUUGGUGCCCUCCGCCCGCGGGCUCCUUCGGGCAUCGGCCGGGGCUCCGAGCCGGACCUACGCCGCCGUGGCCGCGGCCCGAGCGGUGCUGGAGGGCGAGCUGGACUCGAUCCGAGCCGCCGGGACGUGGAAGGCAGAGCGGGUCAUCACGUCCAAACAGGGGGCGCAGAUCAACGUGGACGGAAGCCGAGGCAACAUAUUGAAUUUCUGUGCCAACAACUACCUCGGCCUGUCCAGUCAUCCAGAAGUGGUGCAGGCCGGGAUCGAUGCCCUGAAAUCGCACGGCGCUGGACUGAGCUCCGUCAGAUUCAUCUGUGGGACACAGGAUCUGCACAAAGAUCUGGAGCAGAAGCUGGCACUGUUCCACGAGAGGGAGGACUGCAUCCUCUACGCCAGCUGCUUCGAUGCCAACGCCGGGCUGUUUGAGGUUCUGUUGGGCCCGGACGACGCUGUGCUGUCUGACGAGCUGAACCACGCCUCCAUCAUCGACGGGAUCCGUCUGUGUCGAGCAAAGAGGUUUCGCUACAAACACAUGGACCUGAACGAUCUGGAGGUCCAGCUCAAGGAGUCGCAGUCGUCUCGGAUGCGCCUGGUCGUCACAGACGGCGUCUUCUCCAUGGACGGAGACGUGGCUCCCUUACAGGGAAUCUGUGACCUGGCUGAACAGUACGGAGCCAUGGUGUUUAUAGACGAAUGCCACGCCACCGGCUUCCUGGGGCCCCGGGGCCGAGGGACGGACGAGCUGCUGGGAGUGAUGGACCGAGUUCACAUUGUGAACUCCACCCUGGGGAAAGCACUGGGAGGAGCAGCAGGUGGCUACACAGUCGGCCCGAAGCCCCUCAUAGACCUGCUGAGGCAGCGUUCACGGCCGUAUCUGUUCUCCAACUCCCUCCCCCCCCCUGUGGUGGGCUGUGCCACCCGGGCUGUGGAGCUGCUGCUCGCCUCCAAUGAGAUCGCACAGAGCAUGACGGCCAAAACCAUGAGGUUCAGGGACAACAUGACCGAGGCUGGUUUCACCAUCUCGGGCUCGGCCCACCCGAUCAGUCCGGUGAUGCUCGGGGACGCGCGGCUGGCGUCUCUGAUGGCCGACGACAUGCUGAAGCUGGGAGUGUACGUGGUUGGAUUCUCUUUCCCGGUCGUACCAAAGGGCAAAGCCAGAAUCCGUGUUCAGAUUUCUGCGGCUCACUCGGACGAGGACAUCGACCGCUGCGUGGACGCCUUCAUCCAGACGGGCAGGAAGCACGGCGUGGUGUCCUGAGGGCGCCCGGCCAGGGAGAAUCAGCCGCUGCUAAAGAAACCGUGAAGCCUGCUGCCUGUUACUCGAGACCUGUGAAUGAUUGUGAUGGAUAUAUUGGUUACAGAUGUUUAUGUUGUGUAUGUGUGUGUGCUUGGCUUGAUAAAGACCGUGUGGUUACGUGUGUAUUUAAAACAAAAGGGCUGUUUAUUCCUUAUUCCCCAUUAAUUUAAUGAGCAACAACAUUUCUCUCAGAUUAUUUUACCUGUCGACGAUAGACAAGUUUAUUUAGAUGAGUCAGUCAAGCCUAAUGCAGGUUGUUCUUUUAAUAAUUAAGAACAUAAAUGUAAUGGAAAUAAACUUAGAUUGUCAGCACCUAUCAUAGUUAACAUUGAACUUAUGCCUUAAAACUAGUGAAAGAACCAAAUAUUAGUUUUUAAGUGACUGAAAAUAAAAUUCAUAUUUUUUUUCCGCCAUUGCCAACAUUUAUGAAUGAGUUAUGUUGUGUCUCAUAUCAUCUCAGUGGAGCUGCUUUGUCCAGAUGCAACAGCAGAUCUGCAACGUUCUGGUCGUGGAGAUAAUGAAAAAACAUUAAAGAUUCUCUCAAAUCAAA
Messenger RNA from Platichthys flesus (European flounder), 1938 nucleotides. It is a transcript of the gene gcat, whose product is annotated as glycine C-acetyltransferase. NCBI's taxonomy places the organism in Eukaryota, Metazoa, Chordata, Actinopteri, Pleuronectiformes, Pleuronectidae. Gene Ontology annotation, molecular function: glycine C-acetyltransferase activity; pyridoxal phosphate binding. The record is from RefSeq and is a predicted model, not a curated record. Gene Ontology annotation, biological process: biosynthetic process; L-threonine catabolic process. The coding region runs from base 66 to 1349 and encodes 427 amino acids. The transcript is spliced from 9 exons.